Messenger RNA from Myotis davidii, 1140 nucleotides. RefSeq names its product chromosome unknown open reading frame, human C7orf60 (gene BMT2). The transcript has 5 exons. Gene Ontology annotation, biological process: negative regulation of TORC1 signaling. NCBI's taxonomy places the organism in Eukaryota, Metazoa, Chordata, Mammalia, Chiroptera, Vespertilionidae. The coding region runs from base 1 to 1140 and encodes 379 amino acids. The record is from RefSeq and is a predicted model, not a curated record.
AUGCAUGAAAUUCGUACAACGGGCUUGGCCCCACACCGCUGCCUCUGCCUCAGUCCCUGCCCGCAGCAGCUUCAUUCGGAAGUGGGAGAUUUUGAUAAGAUCUGGCGAGAACAUUGCGAGGAUGAGGAAACACUUUGUGAAUAUGCUGUUGCAAUGAAAAAUUUGGCAGAUAAUCAUUGGGCGAAAAGUUGUGAAGGUGAAGGACGUAUUGAAUGGUGUUGUAGUAUAUGCAGAGAAUAUUUUCAAAAUGGUGGAAAGAGAAAAGCACUUGAAAAAGAUAAAAAAAGAGCUGUACUUGCCACCAAGACCACUCCAGCCUUAAAUACACAUGAACAGUCUAAACUUGAAGGUCGUUUAACCAACCUCAACUUUACAAAUUCUGAAAUUAUAACUGAGUUGCUACAAACCUCAGGGAAGAUCAGAUUACUUGAUGUUGGCAGCUGCUUUAACCCAUUUAUGAAGUUUGAAGAAUUUCUAACUGUUGGCAUAGACAUUGUACCUGCCGUAGAGAGUGUAUAUAAAUGUGACUUCCUGAACUUGCAGCUUCAGCAGCCACUCCAGCUUGCGCAGGAUGCUAUAGAUGCCUUUUUGAAGCAGCUGAAAAACCCUAUUGAUUCUCUUCCUGGAGAACUUUUCCAUGUGGUGGUUUUCUCGCUCCUUCUUUCUUAUUUUCCAUCGCCUUACCAGAGAUGGAUUUGCUGCAAGAAAGCCCAUGAACUGUUAAUGUUAAAUGGUUUAUUGCUUAUCAUCACACCUGAUUCCUCCCAUCAGAAUCGUCAUGCUAUGAUGAUGAAAAGCUGGAAGAUUGCUAUAGAGUCCCUGGGCUUUAAACGUUUCAAGUAUUCAAAAUUUUCACAUAUGCAUCUGAUGGCAUUUAGAAAAAUAUCCCUAAAAACUACAAGUGACUUGGUAAGUAGGAACUACCCUGGGAUGUUAUAUAUUCCUCAAGAUUUCAACAGUAUAGAAGAUGAGGACUAUUCUAACACUUCCUGCUAUGUUCGAUCAGAUAUAGAAGAUGAACAACUGGCAUAUGGUUUUACAGAGCUCCCUGAUGCUCCAUACGACUCAGAUUCUGGAGAAAGUCAAGCCAGCUCCAUUCCUUUCUAUGAGCUAGAAGAUCCCAUAUUGCUUUUAAGCUAA